AAUGAAUCAAUAGUUUGUGAAAAAAAAUCAUCAACAACAACAAAACGAAAUAAUGGAACGACCACAAUUAAAAGCUGAUUAUAUUGAAAAAAUUGAAAUACAAAAUGAAGAUUUAAUACCAAAAAGUCAAUGGUUUAAAUGUAUAAAAUUUACAUUGAUAUCAUUAAUAUUAUCAUUGAUAAUAAUAGCAAUUAUUGCAAUAAUUGUUGCUGAAUCAUUUUUAGAACGUUCAUAUCUUGCUGUUGGAAUUAUUUCGUUGUUGGGUAUCAUUCUAUUCGUAAUUGGUUUGAUUGCCAUCAUCAAAGAACAUAUAACAUCAAUAUUAAUAUUUGCCGUAUCAAUGAUAUUCUAUUUGUUGUUGUUAAUGUAUUCAAGAAUAUUCGAUACAGCUGGUUGGAUUAUUUUUCGUACAUUUAUAUUGGCCGGUCUGAUUCUUCUAACAAUAAUAUAUUGUAUAUUGAUACGUGAUUGGAGACAGCUACAAGUAUCACGUUUAAGACAACGUGCAAUUAAAGAAGUUAAACAACAAUAUGGUUUAUCAAUGUCAUCACCUUAUCGACAACAAUCAAUUAUUAAUGAUAAUCGUUAUUAUUUACCACAACAUUUACAACCAACAACAAUAAAUUAUCAUCCACAACAACAUCAACAACAUCCAAAUCAUCAAUAUGAACAGAUUGAUAAUAUUUAUUCACAGAUUGGACCUUCAACAUCAUCAUAUCCGCAUCGUCAACAACAUCCGCAUCGCCAACAACAUCAUUCACCUGCAUCCCGAACAUCUUCAAAUAUUCGUCAAACACCUGGAGUUGUUCUAACUACUUAUCAUAAUUGAUUAAGAACGAAAGGCUUAAAUCAUCAUCAUCAUUGAGCAUCAUUUAAUCUAAUUUUUCUGGAGUAUUUUUUGUAAUAACAUCAAAUCAAUGGAAGACAGCAAACAAAACAAAGAGAUAUUGAUUGAAUUUUUUUCGUUCAAAACAAUCAAAAUUAAAUAUUUCAAA
This is a messenger RNA of Dermatophagoides pteronyssinus (European house dust mite), 995 nucleotides long. RefSeq lists its product as uncharacterized. Lineage: Eukaryota; Metazoa; Arthropoda; Arachnida; Sarcoptiformes; Pyroglyphidae. The record is from RefSeq and is a predicted model, not a curated record.